This is a messenger RNA of Paramecium pentaurelia, 859 nucleotides long. Lineage: Eukaryota; Ciliophora; Oligohymenophorea; Peniculida; Parameciidae. The record is from the annotation of a GenBank genome assembly.
UCAAUGGCUUAGAUUAAAUCCAUCAAUUCUAGAACUAUUAAAAUAGAUAAUGCAACCGAUGUACCUAAAAAUAUAAAAUCCCUUCAAUUAAUAUAAAAUUCAAAUGGCAUAUACAUAUUAUAUGCAACAUAAUAAGUAUUCAUUAUUUAUAUAUUUUUAGGAAGCCUAAGAGGCUUAAUAGCAAUUAAACACUUAAAAAUUUCAUGCUACAUUAAUCAAUGAAGUUGAAUAAGAAGUUUAUACUAUUAGUGUUCUUAACAUUCCUAAUACAACUAAUGUAUAAUUAUAAUAGGCCUUUUCAAUAUUUGGCGAUAUUGCUUAUAUCACUAUUUUGAAAGAUGAUGAUGGUGAAUCAAAAGGAGUUGGUUAUGUAACCUUUCAAAAUAAAGAAGCAUAUGAUAAAGCUAUCAUAGCCAAGACUUUAAUUUUUGAAGAAAAUAUUUUGACAAUAUUAUAGAAAUAACCUAUUCAUAUUAUGGAAAAUAGAUUCAAAUAAUUGAAGCUUAGAAAACAAUAAUUAGAUAAGAAAAAACUUAAACAUAAUAAAAUAGAUAAUGUUUAAAUAUCAUAAGUUGAAGUUAAUUUAGUAAUAUUUAUUAAUAAAAUUAGGAUUUGGAAUUAAAGAAUGAAAUGAGAACAAGUGGAAGAGUAAUCAGAAAGAAAAUCAGAAAAAUUAAAUCUAAAGUAGGUGAUGAUGAUUUCGCUUUAGUCGCAAAAAUGAAAUAAUUUAAGAAAGGAAUAUAAAAGAAAUAAGAUUAAUUCUUUAGAAUUCCAUCAUAAUUAAAAGCUAAAAGAGAAUAAAGAAAAUUAAAAAUGGAAUAAAAUAAAAAAAAAGCAAACAAAUUACAUAAAAAGUGAU